UCGGUUUUCUUUUGGGGGGUUACUUAAGCUAUCCCAAUCCUUCUUCAUCUGAAUUGUUUAUGUUUUUCUACUUCUUCUUGGAGUCGUACCCUGGGAGUACCCUUUUUUCAAUAGUCUCUCCCCCUUUUUUUUAUUUUUUGUUAUCACACCAUCACCAUCACUAUCCCAACACCACUCAGAGAGAGAGAGAGAGAGAAAGCUCAGCUGGGUCUUGUGCAUAUCAUUCUUUUGUUGAGCUAAUGGAUGAUAAUCAAGAAAGUCAGAUUCACGGUGAUGAUCUGGAGAAAGACGACGUGGGCACAGCAAGGGUUUUGAAGGAGGAGGAGGAGGAGGAGGUUGAGAAGAACGAUAAUAAGGUUUCGGCUGAGAAAAACGGGAGGCUUUGCUUCAAGCUCCUCAAGCUCAAGCAUCCAAAUACUGAGUCUUUUUUACAACAACAUCCUGCUCCAAAAGAAGAGUUGUUGGUGUCGUCUCCGUCUCCUACUACUCGUAUCUGCAAUAUUUGUAACAGAGGCUUUGGCUCUGGUAAAGCCCUUGGUGGUCACAUGAGAAUGCAUGUUCAAGCCAGAAACAAAGAGCUCCUUGAAAAGUUGAAUAAUGCAACCACCACUAAUACUAAUACUACUCGUGAUAUUAUUGCCAAGACCCAAGAAAGCUUUUCUAUUACGGAAGAAGGUGAACCCACUUGCUACGUUUGUAAGAAGACCUUCUUGUCCAUGAAGUCCUUGUUUGGCCACAUGAGAUCUCACCCUGAAAGGGAUUGGAGGGGAAUUCAACCACCAACUACUCCAACUGACCACAAACAUUACAACAAUUGCAGCUCCUCAUCUACACUAUCUGAUGAAAAGCUUGAUACUUUCCCUGCAAUCACUGCAACGUCGGAGGUUUUUGUCGAUUUAUCAGAGUCUUUAUCGAGUUGGAGGGUGACCGGUAAGAGAGGCCGGAAAAGCACUGAUUCAGCUAAUGAUUCUGGUCUUCCGCUUGAUAUAGAUCAUGCGGAUGCUGUGUUUGGUCUUAUGACGCUGGCUUAUGUUGAUCCUAGGCAAGCAUCUAAUAUGUCCUGCAAUUCAAUGAUGGACGCAAGGAAGAAGCUAAGGAUUGAUGAAGGUCGAAGCAGCAGCCGUGAAGUUCUACCCAAUACGAUUGAGGCCAAAGGGAAAGGAAAGCCGCCUGUGGUAGAAGAAACUGCUCUAGAGGUACCACUGAAUAUGAAAUGGAAUUUAUUUGGGUAUGAAGAAGAAUCGCCUAGAGAAUACUAUAGACACAACUCUAAUGACAGUAGUGAGCUUGAUUCUGCUGAUAAAACUGUGGGGGAGACGAUGAUGAUGAGCAAUAAGAGGAAAACAAGGAAGGUUAAAUUAGUAGAGUUGGAAGCACUUGGUGGUGAUCAAAGUCAUCAUAAACAAGUUGAUUCUGUGACACCCAAUCGAUACAUAUGCAGUCUUUGUAAUAGAUCAUUCCCAACCCACCAAGCUUUGGGUGGUCAUAGGUCCAGCCACAACAAAGUGAUGAAGUACAUACAACAACAGACUUUGGAUGAAUCUGUGUCAGCAGAUGACUCAACUGCUGAGAAUUAUGGACAUUAUGCCAACCCCACUACUACUACUCAAAUGGAUGAAGAAGCUGUACUAGGACCAACCACACACCAAUGCAAGAUUUGUGACAGAACCUUCCCAACCGGUCAGGCGCUAGGGGGUCACAAGAGGUGUCAUUGGAAUGGCACUGUGGAAAUGCAAUCCAGUCAAGUCACAUCCCCGGAAGGAGAAGCCAAAGCUCAAUCCAGUCAAGCAACAUCUCCAGGAGAAGCUAGUCAGACUGGUAGAAGGAAUUUGGAAUUUGAUCUCAAUGAGCUACCAGCUAUGGAGGUUGAAGAAGGUAUCGUUGAGUCAAUCUAUAUGGCUGCAGCCUGAACAUGCAACAGCAGCAGCUUCUGGUUAUGAUUCUUCCUCUAACAAUUCAUUUAGCUAGUCAAAACAAUUUCAGUCAAUGAUCAUUUUAGGAACCUAGUUGCAGAUAUGGGUCAGAAGCUCAAUUUUUUGGCUUUCUGGUAGUUCUGUUAAUUUUUUUAGUCCGUUUCUUGUUAGGCUCUAGUUAACUUUCAUUAAUCAAAACAGUUGCAGAGGAACCCUCUUGGUUCUUUCAUGUUUUCUCUAGUGGGGUCUUUAAGAGCUUGUCAUUUUGUGCUUAUUUUCUUCGUGUAAAAGCAGGCUUGCUCAUAGGAAGGAUCCAAAAGUGCUUUGUGUCUUUCUUUCUGAUGGUGAAAAUGUAAAGAAUAUGCAUGACAUUAGUUAACUUGAUUA
This is a messenger RNA of Quercus lobata, 2300 nucleotides long. RefSeq names its product C2H2 type zinc finger transcription factor family. The coding region runs from base 60 to 1910 and encodes 616 amino acids. The transcript has a single exon. NCBI's taxonomy places the organism in Eukaryota, Viridiplantae, Streptophyta, Magnoliopsida, Fagales, Fagaceae. The record is from RefSeq and is a predicted model, not a curated record.